Molecule: messenger RNA, 912 nt
Organism: Aspergillus clavatus NRRL 1
Lineage: Eukaryota; Fungi; Ascomycota; Eurotiomycetes; Eurotiales; Aspergillaceae
Product: putative AT DNA binding protein (Thy28)
Exons: 5
Coding region: 1-912 (303 amino acids)
Biological process (GO): regulation of DNA-templated transcription
Cellular component (GO): chromatin; nucleus
Molecular function (GO): DNA binding
Source: RefSeq, a predicted model, not a curated record
AUGGGCCGAAAGCGCAAGUCCGAAGGCGCGUCAGAUAGCAACCCUCCCAAACGAGUGCUUGUCAUCAAUGCGCAGGAGCAGCAACUAUGGAGGGGCGAUGGUUACAGCGAACAUGAAACUGAUCUCAUUCAUCCCUUACAGCCUGCAAUUGACCCCUACACCGGCGAACCCAGAAAGAGAGGCCGACCUAGAAAGUACCCUCCCGGCGAGGAACCGCAGCCGCCUCCAGGACCCAAACGCGGUCGCGGCCGUCCCCGCAAAGACGGCACCAUCAAGUCCCCGGAUUCGGCGCCCGCGACACCCCAGGGCCCGAAGCGACCUGUUGGAAGACCCCGCAAGACCCCCGUCAAGGAUGACGCCGAGACGCCCUCGCAACCGACCGAGUCCGACGCCGCCGACACAAAAUCCACAGACGAUGACAGCGAGCGGACAUAUUGGUUGAUGAAGGCGGAGCCCGAGUCGCGGAUCGAGAAGGGGACAGACGUCAAGUUUUCCAUUGAUGAUCUGGAGGCGGCCACGGAGCCGGAGCCGUGGGAUGCACGGAAUCACAUGCGGGCGAUGAAGAAAGGCGACUACGCGUUUUUCUAUCACUCGAACUGCAAAGUCCCCGGGAUCGUGGGCAUCAUGGAGAUUGUGCAGGAACACACGCCCGACGAGUCUGCAUUCGACCCAGCGCAUCCGUACUACGACGCCAAAUCCAACCGCGACGACCCCAAAUGGGACGUGGUGCACGUCGAGUUCCGCCGCAAAUUCGACAAGAUGGUGACGCUCAACGACCUCAAGGCGCAUGCCAAGUCGGGACAAGCGCUGGAGAAUUUACAGGUGCUGAAGCAGUCGCGGCUCAGCGUGUCGUCUGUGACGCCAGAAGAGUGGAAGUACAUCCUGGGGUUGGCGGGGGAGACAUUGAAGUAA